UGAUGUCACACGCAACCGAAUCAUAUCUAACUCCGACAUCAAACGGCUCUACAGCAUCCGCUACAACGUACCGAGAUUUGAGCCGCUUCGUCGUCGCUCUUCCCUCUCGCCCUUCCCUUCUCCCCCUUCCCCUCCUCUCUCUCUCUCUCUCUCGAGCUUCGACCUUUCUCUCUCUUCCUCCCCAAUGCUUUCCCAAACCCUAGUCCUCUCCUCGAAACCCUAGGACGCACAAUUCCCCACCUCUGCGAGCUCCCUCGAUGGAGGGCGACCCCCUCGACCGCCGCAAGCUCUGCGGCUUCCUCCGCGCCGUCCUCGCCGUCGCCGAGCCCCGAGACCCUGAUCCGCCUCCCCAAACCCCAGCGCGCGGCGCCCCGUGCGACCUCUUCGGCGAGGGCCCCAAUGUCGGGUUCCGAUCCGAGUGUGGGAUCUCGCUGGUCCCGAUCCGCGACGGCGACGGCGGGGCGGGGCCGGGGGAGGCGAGGAGUUCCGCUCCGGGCGACGGCGGGGCCUCGGCCUCGGCGGCGGCGUCGAGGAAGAGGCGGCGGAGGGGCGUGGUUGUGGUGAACGGGAGCACGAGCGUGGUGCACCAUCUCCACGCGCUGGUGGCGCACGGGUGCGUGGAGAUCGAGGCGAGGGUGCUGAGCGUUUCCGCUCGGGGAGAGGGGGAAUCGAGGGCGGUGGUGUUGGUCGAUGUGUUCUUGCCGAUCGCGGCGUGGUCGGGGUGGCAAUUCCCGUGGUCGCCGGCGGUGGCCGCUUCUGUAUUUAAGCACUUGAGCUGCAUGUGGGAAUUAAGAAAUUCUUUACUUAAUUUUGAAUGGGACUCUCCAGAUCAUACACAUGAUGAUGAUAAAUCCAUUUGGAACUGCUGUGACUGCCACGUCCUUGGAUGUGAGAUGCACAGGAGAACACCAUUAUCCAUUAAUAAAAAGUUAUUUGAUCUUCAUGAAAUAUUUAAGAGCUUGCCUAGUGUUGAUCUGGAAAAGAAAAUUCAUUAUAUUAGAGUAAAGCCCAAAGAUACAUCUAGAACUAAUGGAAUUUGGAACCUUCCUGAUGAAGUGUUGACAAGCGUGCUGACUCACCUUGGCCCAAGGGACCUAGUUAGGGUUUCAAUGACUUGUCGAUAUUUAAGGUUCCUGGCUGCAUCCGUCAUGCCUUGCAUGAAGCUUAAACUUUUUCCCCAUCAAGAGGCAGCUGUUGAGUGGAUGUUAAAGCGAGAGCGUAACCCUGAUGUUCUGGCGCACCCUCUGUAUAAGGAUUUCUGUACUGAGGAUGGAUUCUCUUUCUACAUGAAUACUACUUCAGGAAAAAUACAUACUGAAAAGGCUCCAACUAUUAAUGAUUUCCGUGGAGGAAUGUUCUGUGAUGAACCUGGAUUAGGAAAGACAAUAACUGCGUUAUCUCUUAUUCUGAAAACUCAAGAAACUUUGGCUGACCCACCUCAGGGAGUAGAUGUUACGUGGUGCAUGCAUAGACCCAAUCAAAGAUGUGGGUAUUAUGAAGUCGGUGCGGAUAACUUGAUCAGAGGUAACAUUAUGUCAACUUGGAAAAGGUUCUUGGGGAAAAGCGUACGAAGGGGGGAAGUCUCUUCUCCCCAACUUCCACUUGGAAUUAGUUCAGUUGAAAAUUCAAGAUCCUCCUCACAGAAAGGAGGUAGAUCGAUGAAUCAUGAUCGUCCUCUAGAAUCCGCAGCCUCUUCAUGUGGGAAGCCGACGAUUUCAUUUUGCGCUGAGACCCACUCAAUGCCACGCACACGUGUUCUUAGAUGCAGCAAAAGCUUGAGCUGUGUUAGGAGGAAUCUUAUGGACACAUUUGCCCAAGUUUCAGGCUGUGGCGAUAUCAGAAAGAAAAGAGACAAUGUUGUUAGUGACACAAGCUUGUUAGAUCUUGCAGAAAGUUGGCAUCCUUCAAAGCUGUGUACUGCCUUGUGCAACCAGCACAAGAAGCUGAGGCGAGAUAGCAGUUUUGUCUCCGAUUCUAGUGAGACCUGGGUUCAGUGUGAUUCUUGUAGAAAGUGGCGGAAGCUGACAGGCAGAAGUACACUCGAUGCUACAGCUGUAUGGUUUUGUAGUAUGAACACUGAUCCUUUCUAUCAGAACUGCGCAGCGCCAGAGGAGUCUUGGGACGUUAAAGAAACAAUAACUUACUUGCCAGGAUUCUCUACAAAAGGGACCCAACAGGGAAAAGAAGAAAAUGUGUCCUUCUUCACUAGUGUCUUAAAAGAGCAUUUUACAUCUUUCAAUUCUGAAACAAAGAAGGCUUUAAAUUGGUUGGCCAAUCUUCCUCAAAAGAAACUUCUAGAAAUGGAAACAGUUGGCGUGAGGCGAAGUUUAGAAUCUUUCCUAAGUGAAGAAACCUAUGGAUAUCAUAAGAUAUUUGAAGCAUUUGGUCUUGUAAGAAGGGUUGAAAGACGUAUAACUCGGUGGUGCUAUCCAUCCAAGCUCCAUGAUUUGGAGUUUGAUACAGUUGCACUUAGAAUUGCUCUUACCAAGCCAUUGGACUUAGUCAGGCUGUAUUUGUCUAAAGCGACCCUGAUUGUUGUCCCAGCAAAUUUAGUUGACCACUGGAAAAUGCAAAUCGAGAGGCAUAUUCAACCUGGGCAAUUGCGAGUUUAUAUCUGGGCUUCGGCUGAUCAGGAGAAGCCCUGUGCUCACAGUCUUGCAUGGGACUACGACAUUGUCAUCACCACAUUCAAUCGGUUAAGUGCAGAAUGGGGUCCACGUAAGAGGAGUGUGCUAAUGCAAAUACAUUGGCUUAGGGUGAUGCUAGAUGAAGGGCAUACUCUUGGUUCGAGUCUCAGCUUGACGAACAAAUUGCAGAUGGCAGUCUCGUUGGCUGCAUCAAGUCGAUGGAUUUUAACUGGAACGCCAACUCCAAAUACACCCAAUAGUCAUGUGUCUCAUCUUCAGCCAAUGCUUAAAUUUCUUCAUGAAGAAGCCUAUGGGCAGAAUCAGGAAUACUGGGAGGCCGGAAUUCAGAGACCUUUUGAGGUUCAGACGGAGGAGGGACGGUCUCGUCUUAUACAACUACUUCAAAGGACUAUGAUUAGUGCAAGAAAAUCUGAUCUAAAUAAUAUUCCUCCGUGCAUCAAAAGAGUAACUUUUCUAGAUUUUAAUGAGGAGCACGCGAAGAGUUACAAUGAAUUAGUUCUUACUGUUCGCCGAAAUAUUUUGAUGGCCGAUUGGAAUGAUCCUUCUCAUGUCGAAUCACUGCUGAACCCCAAACAAUGGAAGUUCCGAAGUAGAACAGUUAGGAACAUACGAUUAUCUUGUUGUGUAGCAGGGCAUAUUAAAGUAGUGGAUGCCGGUCAGGAUAUCCAAGAAACGAUGGAUAUACUAGUGCAGCAUGGUCUUGAUCCUCUUUCAGAAGAAUAUGCAUUUAUAAGAAUUUCGCUUUUGGAUGGAUGUAAUUGUUUCAGGUGCAAAUAUUGGUGCCGUUUGCCUAUUAUCACACCAUGUCGGCAUUUAUUAUGCCUUGGUUGCGUUGCUCUGGAUAGUGAGAAAUGUACUUAUCCGGGGUGUGGCCAUCACUAUGAGAUGCAGUCCCCUGAAAUACUAACACGCCCAGAAAACCCAAAUCCUAAAUGGCCAGUUCCUAAAGAUCUUAUAGAGUUGCAGCCAUCAUACAAACAGGAUGACUGGGAUCCCGACUGGCAAUCAACAUCAAGCAGCAAAGUUGCUUACUUGGUUGAAAAGUUGAAGAUGGUGCAGGAAUCUAAUAGAAAAUUUGGUUACUCUGCUAGUAUAGAUACCAAUAGUAAUGUACCUAUUAGUGUGUCAAAUGAUCGAGAGACUGGUUCUGAAACUGAUGGCAUGUCUUCUAGGACAUUGCCUGAAAAAGUGAUAAUAUUCUCUCAAUUUCUUGAGCAUAUUAAUAUCAUUGAGCAGCAGUUGACAAUUGCUGGCAUCAAAUUUGCUGCAAUGUACAGUCCUCUGCAUUCUUUCAAAAAGAUUAAGUCGUUGAUGAGCUUUCAGCAAGAUCCAAACUGCUUGGCAUUGGUAAUGGAUGGAAGUGCAGCUUUAGGCCUUGAUUUGAGCUUUGUUACACACGUAUUUUUGAUGGAACCUAUAUGGGACAGAAGCAUGGAAGAACAAGUGAUCAGCCGUGCUCAUCGGAUGGGUGCCACUCGCACCAUCCAUGUGGAGACAUUGGCGAUGCGGGGUACUAUUGAAGAGCAAAUGCUGGAAUUUUUACAGGAUCCUAAUGCAUGCGGAAGAGUGCUGCUCCAAGAAAACAGCAACAGUGACCUUGGAGGGGCCCGGACACAUCGUACUCUACAUGAUUUUGCUGAAAAUAAUUAUCUGGCUAAACUCGGUUUUAUAGAUACUGGUGUUAAAACGUAGCAAUUACUUGAGACUCUUGUAGGAAACGGGAAUGCAUUUGGUGUGGUUCAUCUUUCUACUCCGGCUGUCUCAUCCAUUGAAGUUUAACAGAUUUUCCAUUUCGAAGCCUGCUUUGGUUAUUGUUAAAGGAUUCGUUUCUUACACCUGCUUUUUAUUUUGCUUUGGGUAAGUUAUCAACUACAACUCAUCUGAAAUUACUCGGCACGUGUAUAUAUUAUUUUGUCGUGCACGACAUAUUCUUAAAUAACUUUAUUUGUAGGUAGCAGCAUUUCUUUCGGUGCAAGUGUAAUCUUUUAGUUUUUGAAGUUCUGUUGCUUACAUUUUUCACUUCAGGAGAAAAGGCUGAUGCAUUUGGAAAACUUGCACUUAAAGAGCACUCUACUGCAUUAUGAAAUUUACAAUUCUAUUUAUUGGGGUAAAUUGCAGUGAUGGCCCCUUAA
Messenger RNA from Ananas comosus (pineapple), 4780 nucleotides. RefSeq names its product F-box protein At3g54460. The record is from RefSeq and is a predicted model, not a curated record. The transcript is spliced from 9 exons. Lineage: Eukaryota; Viridiplantae; Streptophyta; Magnoliopsida; Poales; Bromeliaceae. Gene Ontology annotation, molecular function: ATP-dependent chromatin remodeler activity; protein binding; zinc ion binding. The coding region runs from base 258 to 4340 and encodes 1360 amino acids.